UCCUACUCGUUGAUCUAAAAGAACAGAUGCAUCCCUGGCGCACUUGAUUGCCCCCCUCCUCCUUCGUUUCGUCCCAAACCCCAUCGAUUUGGGAUCAAAUCUUUCUCUGUUUCUCUCUCUGCCUUGGUCUCGGAGCAGCUUUGCUUUCACUUUCCUCACAGUUAUUAAAGCAUGUCGCUUCCUAAUGAAGACAGUACGUCUUCAACUUCUGAUGCACAGCUUAAUAAUAUUUUUGGGGAUCUACUCGAUUCCAUUAUUGUUGAUGUUGCAUCUGAGUGUCACCGAAUAGCAAAGUUGGGACUUGAUCGUAAUUUUGAAGAAGAGGAAGAAGAAAUGAGGCUUUCAGCCCAAGCACGGGUAAGGGUAGCUGAUCCUAGUAAUAGUAGUGAAGCAAAUGGCAAGUACCUGGUUGACAUAUUUGGACAGACUCAUCCUCCUGUAGCCAAUGAAAUAUUUGAGUGCAUGAAUUGUGGUCGAACUAUCAUGGCCGGAAGAUUUGCUCCUCAUUUGGAGAAGUGUAUGGGAAAGGGUAGAAAGGCUCGUCUGAAGGUGACAAGAAGUAGCACGGCUGCACAGACUCGACAUACACGAGGCAACCCUGGUUCCACAUACUCCAAUUAUUCAAAUUCCAACAGCACAAGCCGGCUACCAAAUGGAACAUCAAGUGCUGGAGGUGAGGAGUACUCGAAUGGUGCACUGGAAGAGUCAUGAAUCAAAUUUCAGCCCUGGUGUUCUCUACAAGUUACUGGGAAGUGGUGCAUGUUGUAUAUCUUCAUAGGUUCCUAUGUCUGUGGAAAGGGAAGGUGAAUUUUGAGUAUGCUUCUAGCAUUCACAGAUAAUCUGACUGGAGAUUUAGUCAUAAUCUGACCACAAUAGUUCUUUUGAGUAUGAAGAACACCUUGUAUACAAUAUGCCUCUCCUGUCCACGGAUAACUUGAAUGAUAUUUCAGAGAAUCUUAUGGAAGUUGAUUCUGUCUUCAAAUUUUUA
Rosa chinensis is the source of this 988-nucleotide messenger RNA. Its product is annotated as SAGA-associated factor 11. The coding region runs from base 172 to 711 and encodes 179 amino acids. NCBI's taxonomy places the organism in Eukaryota, Viridiplantae, Streptophyta, Magnoliopsida, Rosales, Rosaceae. Gene Ontology annotation, cellular component: SAGA-type complex; DUBm complex. The record is from RefSeq and is a predicted model, not a curated record. The transcript has 4 exons.